Messenger RNA from Diabrotica virgifera virgifera (western corn rootworm), 928 nucleotides. RefSeq names its product cilia- and flagella-associated protein 251-like. The record is from RefSeq and is a predicted model, not a curated record. The transcript is spliced from 2 exons. Bases 18 to 623 code for a protein of 201 amino acids. NCBI's taxonomy places the organism in Eukaryota, Metazoa, Arthropoda, Insecta, Coleoptera, Chrysomelidae.
AUGAAGGCAUACGAGUAAUGGUACGACUGGGUAAGAAUAUGUAUGCACUACAAUGUGUAAUAAUGCCAAAUAUGUCACAUGACAUGAUAGUAGGAGUUGACGAAUUGACAGAAAAACAUGUAGUGAUAGAUUUUAAAAAUAAUACGAUGAAACUAACAGAAGAAAAAGAAAAGGAACAGGACAAGGAACAGGAGAAACAAAAUACGGACGAAUCAGGUAAAGAACAAACAGUGGAAAUGAAUUUGGCAACGAAGCAAGGACAAAGAAGAAAAGGGAGAAAAAGUCAGAAAAGGAUAAAAGAAAAUGAAACCUGUGGCUCCUCAAAAGAAGAGUUGAGCCCAGAAGAAGAAAAUUUGAGAGUAUCAGAAACAAAGGAAACCUGGGAUUCCUCAAAAGAAGAGACGAGCUCAGGAGAAGAAGAAAUAAAGCUAAAAAAUGAAAGUGAAAAGAAUAUGAUUGAAACAGUGGUAUUUGAAGAGGAGGUAUAUGCAAACGAGGAUGCAGAAUGCACGGUAAACAUGUGUGAAGAAUCUGAAAAAAAAAGACAGAAAAUUGAUAUGUGGAGAAGGGAAAGAAAAAGAAUUGCGGUUGAUGUUAAGAAACUACGAAAAUUUGAUCAAUGAGGAAAACAGAGUGGCUAAAAAGUACGAACAUUCAUUUGAGGUGAAAAACUUGGGAAAUUUUCGAUCAAAGACUUACCUUAUUCCAUACAAGUAUCGACAAGAGGUGAAAGAAGAAAUAAAUAAAAUGUUGGAAGAUCAAAUCAUCGAAAGAUGUGAUUCACCGUAUGUUAACCCGAUUGUGAUAGUAAAGAAAAGCAAUGGAGAAUUGAGAUUAUGUUUAGAUGCCAGGAAUAUCAACCAGCACACUGUAUCACAAUAUGAAUCACCUCUAAACAUCGAGGCCAUUUUUGGAAGAAUCACCGGGU